UUUUAACCUCACAGGUCACAAGUCACACCCUAAAAAGUAAAACCCUUCGUUCAUUCCUCUGACUAGCGUAAUCAGAAAAUUGAGAAGUGAGAAUAAACAGAGUGCUAUACCCGAUCCAACAUGAACACCACUCAGCCACAAAAAUGGAAGUGGUCUUCCGCCAUAGUCGGGGCCACAACAGCAGCGGCUACGGCGGCGCUACUUACCGCGAGGCCACGGGACCCAGCUUUCGAGGUUAUCUCCAUCGACUUAACAGCCUUCAAGCUGAGCUUCCCCGCCUUAGACGCCGAGCUCAUCCUCACCGUUCACGUGAACAACCCCAAUAUCGCCGCCAUCCAUUACGACUCCACCACAAUGUCAAUCUUCUACGACGGCGCACUCCUGGGGUCGGCUAUAAUGGAAGCAGGUUCUCAGCCGGCUCGGUCAUGUCGGCUUAUCAAACUCCCGGCUCGGCUGAGUGGGUUGGAGCUGAUGGCUAACCACAAGAGCCAAUUUAUGUCUGACGUGGCGAAGAGAGAAAUGGUUAUAGAUGCUGUUGUGGAUGUGAACGGUGCAGCGAAGGUGUUGUGGUGGGAGCAUAAGUUUAGGAUACACGUGGAAAGCCGGGUGUCCGUUGAUCCUGUUUUUCUUGAUGUCAUUGAUCAAGAUAAUAAAUCUCAGAUGGAUCUUUUUGUUUCUUGAAAUUUGUUGCUUUAAUUCAUUUUUAGUGCUCCAAAUUUAUACUUUGAGAGCACUUUGUUUUAUUUCUCCUAUAUUUUUUUAAUGAAAAUGUGUGGGCAUUGCCCGCAUUGGGCGUA
Molecule: messenger RNA, 797 nt
Organism: Spinacia oleracea (spinach)
Lineage: Eukaryota; Viridiplantae; Streptophyta; Magnoliopsida; Caryophyllales; Amaranthaceae
Exons: 1
Coding region: 121-681 (186 amino acids)
Biological process (GO): defense response to other organism; response to desiccation
Source: RefSeq, a predicted model, not a curated record